UUCCAGUUUCUAAAAACGCUAAAUAAACAUGGAGUGGGUAAGAGGAGGAUGCCUUGGCUAUGGCAGUUCAUCUACAGUCCAUCUUGCAACAUCUAAGAAUUCAUCCUCUACGUAUCCUGAAGUGAUGGCAGUGAAGUCCUGCAACCAAUCGGACACCACCUUGCUCGAGAACGAGAGGGAAGUUUUGAAUGAAAUUGGCUUCUGUCCACAAAUCAUCCAAUGUUUUGGCGACUGUCAAGCUACUGAAGAAAACAAUGAAUUCUUAUAUAAUCUGCUGUUGGAGUAUGCUAAAGGAGGAAGCUUAUCUUACAAGCUCAAGAAGUCUGGUGGUUGCUUGCAAGAAGGUGAUGUCAAAGACUACACAAGAUCGAUACUGAAGGGUCUGAGUUAUGUUCACGGAAAGGGAUUUGUUCACUGUGACUUGAAGCUUGAUAAUAUAUUGUUGUUUGAGAAUGGUGAAGUGAAGAUUGCAGAUUUUGGGCUGGCAAAGAAAACAGGGCAGAAACAGGGGAGAGUGGAAAUUAGAGGAACUCCUCUUUAUAUGGCACCCGAGUCAGUCAACAAUAAUGAAUACGAGUCAGGAGCCGAUAUCUGGGCUCUUGGGUGUGCUAUUGUUGAGAUGGUGACAGGGAAACCGGCGUGGAAUUGUAAGCCAGGAACCAAUAUGUUUGUGUUGCUGAUCAGAAUUGGAGAGGGAGAUGAAUUGCCAAUCAUACCUGAAGAACUGUCUCAACAAGGCAAAGAUUUUUUGUCAAAGAUCUUCGUCAAAGAUCCUACACAAAGAUGGACUGCUGAUAUGCUUUUGAAACAUCCCUUUGUUGCUGACAACUUUCAAGAAAAUGUCCCAUUGAAAGAAGAAAGCAAAGAGCUGUCAACAUCACCGAGAUGUCAUUUUAAUUUCCCAGAGUGGGCUUCCUCUCAAUCAUCAUCUUCGCCAAGAUCAGAGCUAUGGUCUGAUGGGAAAGUGGAAUCGACAUCCUCUUCAUUAAAUUCGUCUUGUUGGACUUCACCAGCGGAUAGAAUCCGGGAACUGGCAGGUGAUCAGAGAUGCAAUUGGUGUGAUUCUGGUUGUUGGGUCAAUGUUAGAUGAGAUAGAGCCGGAACAGAGACAAAGAUUCAAUCAACUGGGGAGAUAUUUUCUUUAUAUUUUCGAUAAGUUAUAUCAAACCAUUCAGAUUCGAUUAUUAUUAUUAUUAUAUGUAUAUAACCUUAAAAGGAUUUUGUAUUAGAAUUCUAGGCAGAGAGAUGUAUUUAGCAGACUGAUUUAUAGCUCCUGGAACAGUCAUGAUUGGUGGCUAAUUGGGUAUGGAUUAGUGUACAAUACAAAGCAAAAUCUUCUAAAGAAAGUUGAUAUUUUGCA
This is a messenger RNA of Populus nigra (black poplar), 1360 nucleotides long. Its product is annotated as mitogen-activated protein kinase kinase kinase 20-like. The transcript has a single exon. Lineage: Eukaryota; Viridiplantae; Streptophyta; Magnoliopsida; Malpighiales; Salicaceae. The record is from RefSeq and is a predicted model, not a curated record. Bases 29 to 1090 code for a protein of 353 amino acids. Gene Ontology annotation, biological process: protein phosphorylation. Gene Ontology annotation, molecular function: ATP binding; protein kinase activity.